UUGUUGCAGACAAAAUCCGUAAAACGAAGCAGACUAAUUAUGCACAUAGGCGCCGUUAUUUUAAGCUUGUGAUCCCAUUUUGAUACUUUCAUCCGUAAAUGAGCAGGAUAAAUUGCAAAUUAGUCUAACCGUCUCGCCGAAGUUUAAGAAACUGAAUCAAUAAUGCAGAGUUAAAUUUUAAAAUGCUAAAUCCUAGCACGCCUUAUGGUAUACGAUUACUGAAAACACCAUUGGUAUAAUUCGAUACUACUUGUUGGUUCCUCGAUGAUUGUAUUGAUCUGGUACAUUAUCCUGGUGUGAAUUAAUUGGUGAAGAUAAUCUAUAAAGAAAGAAGCACAGAAAACUAGAGAUGAUUAAGUGAAAAACUACGAAUAACGCUUGAUCGAUCAGUUCUUCAGAUUUCUUUAUCAAGUUAUCAGUAGUUCCUAUUCUAGCCACCAUGCGUACUGUCUGUGUCACUCAGUUAGUCAUCUGCAUCAUACUGGCGUCUUUCGCAAUGGACGCCAGUGCUGCUGAAGAAAGACGCACAUUGGACGAGAUGCAUGCGGAAUUGGCUCAGCAGCUGCUGGAGGAAGAACAAGCGGGGAUCACCGGCGAGGAACUGGCGGCCAAACUCCGCGAGAAUCGCCGAGAAUUGAACGAGAUGGAAAGAGAGGUUAUAGAACAACUCCUUGAAAAGGAACUGGCAUCAAUGACGGGCCAAGAACUCGCUAGGGUGCUCAACGAAGUAGCGGAGGAUUCCCGUUCGCUCGACACCCGUGGCGCUGGCUGCACCGUGACGGAAUAUUCCGCUAACUGCUGCGCUGGAACAUCCUUCAGAGUUUUCUUCAAAACUUACAACCUAAACGCUUGUGUGUUGGCUGAAUAUCUACCUGAACAGGUGGGGGUCCACUUGCGAAUCAGCGUCAGCGGAUUGAACCUUCUGGACAGAACCGUUUCAGCUGAAAAUCCUGGCGAUAUCUGCGUGGGUGUUCCGGAGAUCCGUGUCGUCUCUCUCUGCCUCAACCUUAAUAACUUCCGAGUUGAGGGCGGACAUUUCAGAGGCUGUUUCGCCUUCAAACCCAAGGCGAUUGGGUUUACCGUGGCUACCCUCAAUAUGGGCUGUAUCAGGAUCCCGUAGAAAUAAAUCCUGCACGUUACAGAGAUGGUUUAAUAUUAAAGUCGCUCGUGGUUAAAUACGGCGUCAAUUUAGGAAGUAAUUACCUUGGGGAAAACUUUAUGAAAAGACUUCCAAAAUUAUUUAUUGCUCCAUCUCGUAUAUUGUUGAUUACAUUUUCGCUCUCUCUCCUUUUACUUUAUUGUGCCUUCAAAACUAAGCUUAUUAUAAAAACCUCACGAGUGUAUAACAGAGAAAGGGAAAGAUCGUCGUAAGCCCUGGACAUAGCCACAUAACAAAAACAGGCCACGCAUCGUGUUUUUCCGAUCUCUUGCCGCGACGAAUUAAUUAUGUUUUUACUCCAGGCAUCACAUACAAAACAAACGCUGAUUUAAAGCAAGGCCACGCACCAAAUGAUUAUCCUAAUUUGCAUACGGAAUUUGUUUUUAAAAGAUACGCUAACAUGCAUAUGAUCUUGCAAUCAAGAAUUUACUCUGGCUGUUUAAUCAGGUGAUGGGAUGGUGGUGGUUGAUUUAACGCGUACUUGCAGCAUUAUUAAUUUGUGUCAGUUUUUUCUUUUUUUUUCAUAUUUUUCCAAUUUUUUUUGUGUCAGUUAUGAUAGAAUGCCAUCAAUAUUUUGAGUUCAAUAAAAUAUCUUUGGUGAUAGUUGGUAAUUAA
Patiria miniata (bat star) is the source of this 1774-nucleotide messenger RNA. RefSeq lists its product as uncharacterized. The transcript has 6 exons. The coding region runs from base 440 to 1120 and encodes 226 amino acids. The record is from RefSeq and is a predicted model, not a curated record. Lineage: Eukaryota; Metazoa; Echinodermata; Asteroidea; Valvatida; Asterinidae.